This is a messenger RNA of Angiostrongylus costaricensis, 573 nucleotides long. The record is from the annotation of a GenBank genome assembly. Lineage: Eukaryota; Metazoa; Nematoda; Chromadorea; Rhabditida; Metastrongylidae.
AUGAGCACAAGAACCUUCAGCGUCACCGGCUUCACCUUGCCUGUGCAGAUGGUUUCCACAACGUCGGCUGGUGCAGUUGCUCGGAUCCCCGGUAUUGCAACGACUGUAGAGGCAGCCAGAGGAAUUGUGACGCGUACUGUAAUGCAAGCAGUUUUUGAUGUUCUCGAACAACAGGGUCGUGCAGCUGGCCUCUCCGAUCCUAUAAUUCAAAUCAUUUUGAGUCAGCUCACUGUCAAUAUCAGGUACGAACCACUGGAAUGCAAGUCUAUAGUUGUGGACCCAAUGCCGGAUGCGAAUACCCAAAUGGGACGUUUGCGAUUAGGAAAAUGUGGAUCGAUGCCGGUUUUGACAAUAACCCUCGUUUACGCGCCGACAUCAAACCACGACGAAGGAGAAGUGGAAGCGUUCUAUAUGGACUUGGAGAAGUUUUACAGAGAAGGGUAUACAUUCUUCGACGUUAUCAUUGGAGGUUUCAACGCUAAGAUUGGGCCAAGAAGAACUUCUGAAAAACACCACAUUGGGACCCACGGAUUAGAAUGGAACGAACAGGGUGAGCGCCUCUCGGAGUUAUGA